AUGGCGCAAAAAGGUACAUCUACCGCCCGGAAGUCUGCAAAGCUGGCUACCAGUCGGAAGCGUCCUGGGGCUGUAGAUCAGUCGAUCGCUGUCUCAAAAGGGACUCCCGCUACCCCGGAAGAUGUAGACGAAGAGCAACCCGCUAAACGCCGCAAGUCCGAGGGUGGCCCUACGAAGACCAGAGAGUGCGCCACUAAGGAUGCACCUCCUAAGCUCAAGAACGGAGGGCUCCCGUUCAACGCGACCUGGUACAACUCGCCCCUUGAACACCCAAAGGUGUACGGUAUGAAGGAUAAAGCUUAUGUACUUGAUACCUACCGUGACCUUGCAGACAUCAUCGCGCGUGUCACCGAGGAUCACGGUCGUAUGAAGGCAUCAUUGAUCAAGAAAGGAUUCCUGCCUGAAUCGGAUGACGAGCAGUCCGAAGAGGAGAACGUGUUUCCUGUGGAGUGA
This is a messenger RNA of Penicillium hordei, 453 nucleotides long. RefSeq lists its product as uncharacterized. Lineage: Eukaryota; Fungi; Ascomycota; Eurotiomycetes; Eurotiales; Aspergillaceae. The transcript has a single exon. The coding region runs from base 1 to 453 and encodes 150 amino acids. The record is from RefSeq and is a predicted model, not a curated record.